UGUCGAUACCGCUGGAAAUAAUGUUUUCACUCUGACAACUGAAGCGUCAACUAGCAGUAGACGCUAGUUUUACAGUUGUCCAAGACAAAACUGUUCCGUUAACAUUAGUUUUACCCCCGCUAGAAAAGGAGAGACACCAUGGAUGUUGAUUCAGUGUUCUACACUGAUCGAAGUGGAAAAGUCACCAGUAACCCCUUGCUCGACCAGCUCCCCAGCUACCAGUCCCUACUCUACCGCAGGAAGCCGUCCAAUACUGGUACCAAGCGAAAGAGCAGCUCUCGAGGUCGUAUCAGCUCCUCUGGCAGUUGGAAAUGGAAUCUGAGUACUGUAAAUCGACGUGAUGAGAAGCAUAAGAGCCAAGUGGAGCAGAGACCAAUUAGAGAGCAACCAAAGACGAUGGCUGAGAAACGUAGAGACAAAGCACUACGCCUAGAAGAAGAUGCAGAGCUCAGCAGCUGGAGACAGUGGAGACAAAGCACCCACAGGUACCUCCGCAGGCUGCAAGAUGAUGUCCAUGAGUGGCUGACUGCCCUGCAGCUCUGGAGGGGUGACAUCCAUCUAAUAGAGGGAAUGUUUGGCACUGGCAUUUUGUCCUAUUUUUCUUUCCUACGCUUCCUUGUCAUGCUCAACCUGAUCAUCUUCACUUUCAUGUUCAGCUUCAUCUUGUUACCCAUCAUAAUUGCCCCCCAUGCCUCAGGGAACAUCACCUAUAACAAGGAUGAUGGUAGCAAUUGCAGUUUUUAUCCAGGCAGUGCUCGCAAAGGUCUUGUCAUUUUUCAUGAGCACAUAACAGAUCUCUUGUCUGGUGGAGGCUUUCUUGAGCAGACCUAUCUGUUUUAUGGCUACUACAGAGUGGACAAAAUCCACUUCCCCAAAAUCACCUAUAAUUUGCCUCUAGCCUAUCUACUGGUCACUGUGGCAUACCUCUUAUUCAGUCUCGUGUGGAUUGUUAAAAGGUCUGCCACAGGUUUCAAACGCAACCUGGUUCAGGAUGAAGACCGGUUCCAGAGUUUUUGUAACAAGAUCUUUGCUGGAUGGGACUUCUGUAUCACCAAUGAGAAUGCAGCAAGGCUCAAAAGGAGCAGUCUACUUUAUGAAUUAAGGACAGAUUUAGAGGAGGAAAGGAUCAAACAAAAAAUUGCAGAUCGCACCCGUAAAGAGAAAUGUCGCAUUUAUCUUUUACGCUUAAUCCUCAACUUGUUUGUCAUUGGUGUAUUGGCUGGUUGCUUCUACAGCAUUUACAUUGCCACCAUUUUCUCCCAGGAAGCACAGAUAACUAAAAUUAAGGUGAAUUUUAUUGUGGAUCUCAUCCUCGAGUAUCUGCCAUCAAUUGUUAUUACUCUGGCAAACUUCAUCACUCCCCUCCUCUUUUCGGUCAUCAUCAACUAUGAGGACUAUUCACCUGCUUUCGAGAUCCGUUUCACUCUCAUGAGGUGUGUAUUCAUGCGAUUGACCAGUAUUGGAGUUUUGCUCUUCUCCCUCUGGUCACAGAUCACUAAUUGUGAUGUAGAGCCAUGCCCAUGCGGCUAUAACCAUUUGCUGUACUCAUGUUGGGAGACGCGUGUUGGCCAGGAAAUGUACAAACUCACCAUUUUUGACUUCAUAAUCAUUGUGGCCGUUACCAUCUUUGUGGAGUUUCCCCGAAAGCUCAUAGUAAAGUACUGCGACUGUGGCCUUGUGAAAUGGUGGGGUCAACAAGAGUUUGCUAUCCCUCAGAAUGUUCUUGAGAUUGUCUAUGGCCAGACGAUUUGUUGGAUCGGCACAUUCUACUCCCCAAUGCUGCCUGCCAUCUGCACGAUUAAGUACUUUUUUAUCUUCUACAUAAAAAAGGUGUCAUUGAUGAAGAACUGUCGUCCAGCCACACGUCCUUUCAGAGCAUCAAGUUCAAACUUUUUCUUCCUGGGUGUGCUGCUGAUCGGCCUUAGUUUGGCCUCUGUGCCUGUUAUUGUUAGUGUCGGACAGAUAAACUCCUCCCAGGCCUGUGGUCCAUUUGUGAAUUACACCACUUCAUGGGAGGUGCUGCCAACCGCCAUAUCCCAGCUACCCAGUGGAGUCCAAACUCUUCUCUUUGCUGUCUCAUCUGAGGUCUUUGCUGUAUCCUUCUUUGUUGUUACAUGUUUGGCCAUGUUUUAUGUGAUUGCGCUAGCCGGCGCACACAAGAGGGUUAUUAACCAGCUUAGGGAGCAGCUAGCCAUGGAAGGUCGAGACAAGCAUUUCUUGAUCCAGAAAUUGUGCCAGGCUCAGAAACUCAACGCUAUCAUGUCCCCUGGAUUGGAAAGCCAGCGGCGGUGCAGCAGAAGCAGCCCCAGUUAUCACACCAGCUUCUCCAAUAAUUUUCCGGAAGGGGUGUUCCUUGCACACUCUCCCCCAGACACUUCCACGCAUGUGUGAAGCAAGACUGAAGAGUUGGGAAUUACACAACAAUACUACACUGGACAAACAAGUUGUUGGAUGGUACCAAACUGUUAGUUUUAAUAUGAUGUAGUCUUUUCGCUAACAAAAUGUCUUGUCUUUUUUUAAAAAGUAUGUAUGUAUGUAUGUAUGUAUAUAUAUAUGUGUGUGUGUAUCUAUUCCUUCUGAGAAGGACUUCACGACCAACAUCAAUUCUUUACUCGUAUACUGUUCUUGUGCACUACAUAAUAAUUAACACUAAGUAUUGUCUUUAUAACAUUAGAUAUUACAGAUAACAUCUGUACUGUGGUUAUGCAAAAAAAAAAAAAAAAAAAUGGCUGGAUAUAUGUGUGUAUAUAUAUAUAUCCAGCCAUUUUUUGGGGGGGUACAAUAUAGACGAUGCUGUGCAGGCCAUAGGCAACAGUUCAGUAUAUAAGUAUUGUCAAUAUUAGUUGGUAUCGUUUGCUGUUGUUUCUGUAUUCCGGGGUGUUGUGUUUGA
Messenger RNA from Corythoichthys intestinalis (scribbled pipefish), 2890 nucleotides. Its product is annotated as transmembrane channel-like protein 7. The coding region runs from base 139 to 2391 and encodes 750 amino acids. Lineage: Eukaryota; Metazoa; Chordata; Actinopteri; Syngnathiformes; Syngnathidae. Gene Ontology annotation, cellular component: plasma membrane. Gene Ontology annotation, molecular function: mechanosensitive monoatomic ion channel activity. The record is from RefSeq and is a predicted model, not a curated record. The transcript has 16 exons.